UUAUUGGCUUUCCUUACUUGUCAACUUGACAUCGGCGGUUUUCAUUCACCAGUGAGAUUAUCACCAGCUCAUCAGCUGAUACAGUCUCAUAUUUGUAUUAAGACUUGUUCGGCUCGUGGUGUUUGCACAUUUUUCAAGCUCGAGUUUGGAUUAAAGGACACUGCUCAGAGGAUGGCCACUCGCAUUCGACCAAGCAGCAAAAGAUGUGCUGUCAUUGGCGGGUCAGGGUUCCUUGGGAGACACCUGGUGGAGAAGUUGCUGGAGAAAGGGUACACAGUUACAGUGUUCGACAUUCGGCAGAGUUAUGAACUCCCUGGAGUGGCGUUUCAUGUGGGGGACCUUUGCGACAAACAGGCUUUACUUACAGCUUUGCAGGAUGUUUCCCUGGUGUUUCACUGUGCAUCUCCAGCUCCUGCCAGUGAUGACCGUGCAUUAUUUCAGAAAGUCAAUGUUGAUGGCACCCGCAUUGUCAUACAAGCUUGUCAAGAGAGGGGAGUGCAGAAACUGGUUUUGACUAGUAGUGCCAGUGUGGUGUUUGAGGGCACUGACAUAAAAGAUGGGAAGGAGGAACUUCCAUAUGCGAAAAAACCCAUUGACUACUACACUGAGACCAAGAUUCAACAGGAAAAGCUGGUCCUUGAGGCUUGUGAUAAGGAUAAAGGCUUCCUCACUGUCGCCAUUCGGCCCCAUGGCAUCUUUGGCCCUCAAGACCCCCAACUCGUGCCCAUCUUGGUGGACACAGCUCGCCGCGGAAAGAUGAAGUUUAUCAUUGGUGAUGGCUCUAACCUGGUGGACUUCACCUUUGUGGAGAAUGUUGUUCAUGGGCACAUUCUGGCAGCGGAGCACCUGAAACCAGAUUCACCACUUUGUGGCAAGGCCUACCACAUCACUAAUGAUGAGCCUGUGCGCUUCUGGGACUUCAUGUCCCAGGUGCUAGUAGGGCUGGGUUAUGAUGCGCCGCGCUACCACCUACCCUACCAGCUGGUGUACGGCAUCGCCCUGCUGCUCUGGCUGGUGGCCCUGCUGCUGCGGCCCCUGGUCCGCAUCAAGCCCACCUUCACCCCCAUGCGCGUGGCACUGGCUGGCACCCACCACUACUACAGCUGCGCCCGAGCAAAGGAGGACAUGGGCUACCGGCCGCCAGUCAGCUUGAAAGAGGGCAUCACCCGAACAGUGGAGAGCUACCCACACCUGCGGAAGGGAGUCUAGCCCAUGCCGACUGCUUGCGUGUUCAGUUCAUUACUCACACGAGUGCCUGGUUGGGUGUCGGUUUAACACAAAAGACUGGUCCAGUUGGCCUAAAUGUGUCUACACAGCUGCUAUUGUGAGCCACUGUAUGUGUUGAGAGUGUUGGAUUGGAAAUGUAUAUGUUCUGUUCUGUAUGCACUGUAUGUGUGAUUUAGUGCAUUUCAACUGCCACCUAACCUUGUAUGAUACCUCAUCCUCGGGCAUGUUGUCAUGGGGACCCUGCUAUGUGAGUUUUUGGUGCUGUCAACUCUUUCACCUGAGUUGGGUGUGUGCCACUCAUAGAUGGGCUGACUGCUGUUCAGGAAUUCACUUGUUUGUCAAAUUGCUGGGACCAACAUUCCUUAUAACUGAAGAGUAGUGUUGUUGAAAUUAAUAUUUGAUCAACAGUUUAAUAAAUAAUUGAAACAGUUCAAAA
Clupea harengus (Atlantic herring) is the source of this 1663-nucleotide messenger RNA. It is a transcript of the gene nsdhl, whose product is annotated as NAD(P) dependent 3-beta-hydroxysteroid dehydrogenase NSDHL. The record is from RefSeq and is a predicted model, not a curated record. Gene Ontology annotation, biological process: steroid biosynthetic process. Gene Ontology annotation, molecular function: oxidoreductase activity, acting on the CH-OH group of donors, NAD or NADP as acceptor. Lineage: Eukaryota; Metazoa; Chordata; Actinopteri; Clupeiformes; Clupeidae.